AUGUCUCGCACACCGAGUUCCAGCUAUUCCUCGCCUUCGCUUCCUCUUGACGACAAGCGCCACAUCCUCCCUCCACUACCGACUAACGUCGUAGAGCUCGCGCGUGCAAGUGGGAGACUCUACCAAGCGCCCUUCGACGGACGCCACGAUGCAUGGACAUACACGGGCUUGCGGGGCACGAUCAUCUUCGGUCGCGAUCCACUCUCCAUACAUGCUAGCAAGCUGCUUGGCAGGGGGCCCGCAGCAUGUUUUGAGUACAACUACUGGCUGAAGAUAGUCGAUCCGGCUGCGAAUGGGCACACCGUCUGGAUGCACGACAUCCCAACCGACUUCAAGUACAGUCUGGACAAGCCGUUCUUCCACAUCUUCGCUGGCAAGACCAGGAUGUUCGGCCUGCGCUUCGACGACGAUACCGAUGGCGAGAAGUUCUACAAAAAGGUCACGAGCAACGUGUCCUGCACAGUGUCUCCCCCAGGCAGGAUCAAUAGGUCUCCCUCGCCAUCGAGCAGACUGCCAACACCACCCGAGUCGCCCCUUCCCGCGACGCCACCUCUUCCUGCCUCUCCUCGCAUUAGCAAGUCGAUGAUCUCCUCCCCGAAUGCAAAGUCGUUCAAGCACGUGUCGCACAUUGGCUAUACCGACACGGGUCGUGUCGAAGCGUCUGAGAAUCUCGAGCCAGGCUGGAUAGUGAUGCUCGAAGAGCUGCAUGGUGACUUCAAGCAGUUGCCGAGUAUCCCGAGCACUCCGAGCACUCCGAGUCCACGGGCCAGUGCCAGGGCCGUUGAGGGCCUCAAAGGCUUCGUCGAAGGCUCUUUCAACGCAUUCAGUGCCUCAAAGUCGAAGAAUGAGAACGCGGAUGAACCGCCUCGGAAGCGUAAAUCGCCACAUAGGAAACCGGUAGCGAUAGCAUGA
Messenger RNA from Laetiporus sulphureus 93-53, 912 nucleotides. RefSeq lists its product as uncharacterized. The transcript is spliced from 4 exons. Bases 1 to 912 code for a protein of 303 amino acids. Lineage: Eukaryota; Fungi; Basidiomycota; Agaricomycetes; Polyporales; Laetiporaceae. The record is from RefSeq and is a predicted model, not a curated record.